UUCACUUCUCUAUUCACCAAGAGCGACAACCUGCGAGAUGAACUUCGGGGAAUAAGAGGGUUUUUUUGUGCCCUCCUUGGAUUCUUUUAUGACAACUGAACGAUGAGAGAGCAGAACAAAUCCCAAAGGUGAACCAUGGCGCUGCAUAACAGACCUGCUUUGAAAGUGGUUGAAGACUCUGAUCUGGAGGGCUGGGAGGUGAUCGGAUCUGGAGGAUUCGGACAGGUCUACAAAGCCAAACACCUGCGGUGGUGCUUCGAUGUGGCCAUUAAGCUGCUUCAUUACGACGAUGGCACAAGCCAGGAUCUGCUGCGUGAAUUGGACAUGAUGCAUCAAGGGUCCAACCGCCACGUCCUUCAAGUCAUGGGGAUUUUUAAAGGUCAACCACCUUCUUCAGGGUCGUCAAUUCAGCUGGGACUGGUCAUGGAUUUCAUGGAGCGAGGAUCAUUGGCUAACCUCCUGCAAACUUUUCAAGGACCCCCGCCCUGGCCACUGGCUUUCAGACUGACUCACCAGGUUGCUCUGGGUAUCAACUUCCUCCACAGUCUCUCCCCUCCUGUGCUGCACUUGGACCUGAAGCCCAGUAAUGUGCUGCUGGACUCGGAUUUAAAUGCCAAGCUUACAGAUUUUGGCCUCGCCAGGUUUUCCAGCAGCAUCACUCGAACUUCCAAGAAGGACAGCGAAGAUCCAGGCGGGACCAUGAGAUACAUGCCUCCAGAGGCGUUCGACACCUCAUACAAGCCCACACGGGCCUCUGACAUCUAUAGCUUUGGUAUACUGCUGUGGUCCAUUGCGACAGGAAAAAAACCAUAUCCAAACGCCAUGUCCGCGAUAGUGCCCAUCCGCAUCCCCAUGGGAGACCGUCCUUCUCUGGACGACAUCAGGUGUACGGAUGCCGGAGUGGCGGGACUGACGAGACUCAUCGAUCUCAUGCAGGAGUGUUGGCGCUCAAAUCCCCAACAAAGGCCUUCCUCCCGCAAAUGCACAACCGUGAUGGAAGAACUGUUCAAGAUGCACAAACCCGCAAUCCACGACGCCGUCCACCAAGUCCUGCAGAGACUGGACCAAAAUGAACAAGAAAGAAUUACGCAUGGGAUGACAAAGCUCUCCGUUACUGAGACUUCAGCAGAACCAGUCAGAGCUGCAGCGCCAAGCAUUUGUGACAGUGUACGGACGGGACCGCCGCCGGUUCAGGAAAUAGCCGGUGCUUGGCCAGUAAGUCAAGGAGACAAUGCAGCAGUCAGAGCUCCGUCUCCUGGUUGGGCUACAAAUCGGUGUGAUGUUGAUCAGGCCCGCCGAGCAGCAGACCUUAAAAUGAAGUCGUCCUCUGUAGAACCCACUCAACCCGCUCAUUUGACAUCCUGCGGCAAAGCAACACAUCUGUGUCAGCGUCAGUUUUCCAGCCCCGACUCUUUCAACAUUCACUGCUCCACUGUGACUGGACUGCAGAAAGGACACAACAACACGAUGCACAUCAUCUUCUCCGAGAGAAGGAGGCACCCAACGGCGCCAUCUACUGUUAACUCCUCACAACAACGCACAAGUGCAGCUCAUCCAUAGACUCCCAGAACUGUUCUUUUUUUUUUAUGCUCUUUUUCAACUAAAACAGGAUAUUUGGUUUAGCUUUGUUUGUUAGUUAUUUAUUUCUUGUAGCAUAAAUGCAUUAAUGCAGCUUUUUGUAGCUUUUCAUUAUCUUUUUUUUUCUUUUUUUUUUUUUUACUACUACUCUAAUUCAUUUAGCUUCUUUUGUUUGGAAUUGGUUUUAGCAGCAGGCAAAAACUCCAGGUCAGCAUUUUGCACAGUCACCAUUAAAUACAAGCCAAGGUGGCUGCUGUUUUUUGGGGGUUUUUUUUAUUUCACCAACUGUGGUCAGAAAAUAUCUACCAUCAGAGAGCCAACAUGCCUCAGGACGCCAGAACUUGCCAUCACAACCAUCUGACUAUAAUUAGAAGAAGUGAACGCUUUUCAGGAAUGUGUUUUUAAGAAAGGUGUAGAAGCUGAGUUUUUCAGUUUUUUAUGGGGGUUUUUAGCAGGUCAUUAGUUUCACUGACAGAAAACUAUUUUAUAUUCUAUUUUUGCAACAAGAUGUUUUAAAGAUAUGGUACAUAUAAAUAUAAAUUAAAGGUACAAAUGCUGUUUUUUUUUUUGUACACUGCACUGUUUUUUGCUUUAUUUUGUACAGGCUUUGGAAUCAGGUGUCUUAAUAAAACAGUGAAUGACAAGCUUUAAGGAUUUUUAACAAUGUGCUUUACGUGAAAAGUUGGAAUUUAAAACGUUUAAAUUCGAGUGCUGUAACUUCAAUGAAGUGUUGCAGCAGGUGAGUGUAAAGUACUUCCGUGGCAUUGUCUGUUAAAAAGAUGAUUUGGUGCGGGUGUGCUGAUGUGGGUUCUUGCUGUGUUACAUUUGGUGAAGGAAGGCAAACGUAUUAAAAAUCCACAAAAAUGCCUCAUGACCUUUUCAUUCCAACUUGGAAAUUGAGAGUUGGGCAGCCAACCACGCAAUCCAAUAUGGCUGCUGCAUGAAUAUAGUACUGUGAUAACAAGAGAUAUAAUCAAUUUAUUUGCCCUUCAGUAAAUACACAGAUUAUGAAGCAUAUUAUAUGGUGUACUUUGACAAGGAGCUGGUAAUUGUUCUGGUGCCGUAUGUCCGGUAAUUUACAAUUGUUAUUAAUGUAAUUAUCAUGGGUCAGUAAAUUUUCUUGUCCUGCUA
Poeciliopsis prolifica (blackstripe livebearer) is the source of this 2709-nucleotide messenger RNA. RefSeq names its product receptor-interacting serine-threonine kinase 3 (gene ripk3). The coding region runs from base 136 to 1560 and encodes 474 amino acids. Lineage: Eukaryota; Metazoa; Chordata; Actinopteri; Cyprinodontiformes; Poeciliidae. Gene Ontology annotation, molecular function: JUN kinase kinase kinase activity; ATP binding. Gene Ontology annotation, biological process: protein phosphorylation. The record is from RefSeq and is a predicted model, not a curated record. The transcript has 13 exons.